GGUCCUGGCUUGGGUCCUUGGUCAACGUGGGAGACGCGAAAAUGUGAAGUUGUUUUGAACCUGUGUGGAAUUUGUGUAACUAGGACAUGCUCGUCAAUUUACAUUUAAAAAAGGAACGGCUGUGAGAAUUACAGUGUAUUUGCCUUACCAUGAUGCCAGGGGACAGUCAGUCCAAGAUGGUGGCAAUCGCCGCGGAUGCGACGGUUGGAAACUGUCAGAACUGUUCUAUUUUGCAUCAGAGCCUGACCGAAUAUGUGUCGUCAUUUCUGGCACUGAAACAGAAGAUAACGGUUUCAGAUGACACUUUAAGGCUUCAACAACAGCUGGAGGAGCUGCAGAUCAGAUUGGUUACUCUGGAGAAAAAGACCGUAGAUUAUGAAUCUAUGCAAACAGAACUGGAGGAAAAGAAGUGUGCUCUUACGGCGUAUGGACAGAUGUCUGAAGAGAUGGAAAAACUGAAGCAGGAAAGCAGCAAGACAAUAGCAGAGAAUAAGAAGCUUGAACAGCAGCUAAAGGAUGUGAAAGAGCUGACAGAAACACAGGCACUUGAAAAUGCCCAGCUGAAGAGGGAAAAGGCUCAAGUAGAAAAUGAUUUGCUGAAAACACAGACUUUACUGAAGAAAUGUCAGGCACAAGCAGAUCAAGUUGAACAACUAAUAGAAGAGAAUGCCAAGACAAAAAGCAUAAAGGACAACCUUGAAAAUAAAGUUAGACUGCUUGAAGAUUCACUUUGCAAACAGAAUCAUCAAAUAUCCCAUCUGACCAAGGAGAAGAUCCUCCUCCAGAGAAAUAUUGAUGAUCUCCAGGUGAGAUUGUUGCAACUGGAAAGAGAAAGGUGUAAAGAUUUUAGGAGCACAUCAACUCAAGCAAAUUCACCUGUGGAGCCUAAAGUUGACAAAGAAAAAUUCCGGAUGCUGCUAGAGAACCUGUGGGCAUGCGUGGAACCUCAGCAGCAGCAUUCAGCAAACCUGUUGCACUUUCCUAGUGACACAGCAUUAAAGUCCUACUCCAGUUCCAGCCAAGUUCUACCCUCCUCUCCACAACACCAACUGCACUCUCAUCUGAGUGAUACAUCCCAGUCUGCUUCUCACAACAUCAGUGAAUCGUGCAGUUACACCACGCAGACAAAAAACACCUAUACACAGUUAAAACCCUCUCCUCGUGCACAGAAAGCCAUUAAGCACCCAGCAUCUCCUCAGUGCUCAAGUGGCAAGAAGCAAACGGACACUCCCACAAAGAGCAAGCGAUUAUCCAAGGAACACAAAACUGAGUCGUCUUCUCCUGACUUGUGCAGCUCUGAAUUAUCUGUUAAGGAAAUAAUGGAUAUGUUUAAACCGAUGAUUCCCUGCAUAUCCCCACUACCAGACUUGGACAUAGAGGUGGAACCUAUGGAGACAGAUGAGGGAGAAAAGGAAAACCAUCCCAAACCCUCUGAUGAUGCUGUUCCUGUUCAACAAGAGGCACCCUUACUCGUCACACCAUCGCUGUUGAGCCACUGUCCAAGCAUUUCCGCACUACCAGCAGAGGAGAAUGUGGACUUGCCGGCCAUCACAGUACAUGAAGCAGAACAAAUUUCAGAUGAAAAUGACUCCAAAGACUUGGGACAAAAUGAGUUGAGCAGGAUUAAUGAAAUGAAAGAGAAAAGCAGUACAGAUGCUGAAGAAAUGGAUCUUCAAAAUGACCUGCAGACUGAGCAGGAGCCAGCAACGGUGCAUUUAGUAUCAGCAUUGUCAUUGUCGUCUUCCUCCACAUCAGACAGUGGAAGUCAGGAACCAUCUUGCAGCGUAAAUCCCAGUAACACUGUUGCCAGCAACAUCUCUGAAACUGAAAAUGCUGUGGGAAAGGCAAAGGAAGACCAGUCGGAUGCUAUCACGAAGAUGGAUGUAGACAUAAGCCCUAGUGAUGAUAGCAGUGCCAAAACAGUCGCUCCUGAUGGUGGAGAGCCACCUAGAGGAAGUGAUAACACUGUAGUCUUUAAAGAAACAGGAGAUGUGCAGCUGGUUACUUUGUCAACAUUCACUGACUCUGUGAAAGACAGUGAGGUUUCAAAUACAGAAAAUAGUUCAGAAGUUGAAAAAGGUCAUCAGGGUUCUUGUAGUUUGAGACAGGCCAGGCUAGAUGUCAACAUCUCAAGCCCCCAGGCAAGCCUAGACACAGAUGUACCUGAAAGUAACCUUUGUGCAUCCAGCACCAGUGAUAGCCUCACUAAUGUCUCACAUAAAAAUGUUGAAGAGAGGCUUGAAAAUGAUGGAGUCGUAAAACUUCUUGAGGUGGAAAAUAAUAAUGAAGAACAAAGAACUGGGAGAGUUGAUAAACCACCUUCUUCCCUAGAGUCACAUAGUGGUAUGAGGCCUCAGUCAUCUCAACUGUCAAAGACUGAAGAUGUCGAUAAGGAAUCUUGUCAAGCAAAUGUUGAAACUCCUUCAGAAAAGGAAGUUGACAUAGAGACACUGAACAGUAAAUUAAUGGCCGAUUGUGUGCCUUCCCUCUCUGACUCCCAAGAGACAAAGACUGUUAACUGUGAAUCUUUGAAAGAAAAUACACCUUCUCUGUGCAUGCAGUCGAGUCCCAUGCCCACUGUGAAAUUGCAGGCUUUGGACACUCACCCAACCCAAGGAAAAUUGAUUGGUGUGAACACUGAACACAUUUCAACAAACAAAAAACCUCUACAGCCUGUGCCUAAUUUAGAGGAAGAAGGUGCAAUCGAAAAGGCUGUUGUCAAAGACUUGCCUCAGGACAGAAUAGACCCAAAUAGUACUACCUCAUUAAUUCAGAAUGCUGGUGCCACAAAUGGGCAAAAUAAAUGUUUAGGGCCAUAUACAAGAGUGCUUGAAAAACAAAGCCCACAUCUGAUUAGAGAAGAAGCAGCUAGCAGGGCAGCAGCUUCAGCUUCAGCUCAAUCAGCAGAGUACAUAGGCCAAGUUCGCUCUGAAAUGGGUCCUCCACUUCCUCCUGUCCUAACCCCCCUGAGCACACCUCCAAAAGCGGGCAAAUCGAUCAAUCCAAGGCAAGCUAUUGGGAAACUCUCUUUUCCCUCACCCAUGGAUAGACUUGCUUCUCCUACCACCCCUGUCCUGACCCACAGGACACCCAACAGUCAGCACCUUGGCUCUUCGUCCCUAAACAGUCCACUCCCUCCAAACGGAGUCCCCUCAUCACCACUUCAGUUUGGGUCUGCCACUCCAAAACAUGCCGUGCCUGUUCCAGGUCGGCUGCCAUUAACAGCAAUGAAUUCCUCGCCUUCCUCUUCCUCCAGUCCUUCUCAGGAAAACUCCAUGAGGAUUCUUGACACCAUGUAUCCAGAGCUCUCCGCCCGCGCCCGAACUCUGAGCAUUCUUCGAGGGAACGUUAGUCUCAGCAUGUGCUCCCCAGAGAGUGGAACACUAUCCACAACAGCUGACAGUCAGAUGUCUGGCUUUAAAACUAUCAACUCCACCUCAACAGCCUUCACCAAGACUGAGAUGAGGGGAGGAAAAAGACAGGCUGUCAAUGUGCCUCCGCUUAAAAGCAGCAAAUGUCUCAGACUUGAUAGCAGCUCUCCUACUGUCAGUCGCAUGCAGGUGCCUUCCUGCUCAUCAAACAGCGGAGAGGAGACCACGUCGCCCCAGACACUGAGGGUCCAACAGUUCAAAAAUGACAUGACCCCUCAAUCCAUGGAAUGUGGAGAACCUGCAGAGCAGAAUCUUCUAGUUAACGCUUUAAAGAAAAUUGAAAACCAGUGCUUUGAUUUGCUGCCUGUGAUCCAGAGCCACCUGUUUGUUGGUAACCUCCCCAAAAAGCCUGUCUUGAGAGAUGAGGAGAAGGAGGUCAUCUCUGAGAUUUGCCACAGCAGCUUGGCAGAUGAUAUGAUUUUGGCCAUCCUGAACAAAAUGAAAGCUGAGAAAAGCGACCUCAGCAGAAACUACAUGCAGGCCCUCUGUAGAGUCUACACAGGCAUCUGUAGACAGAAGCAGUACUGGGAAAAGGCUCGCAUCCUGGCAUACAGCAUUCUCGCAGAAGAUUUCCCAGAUUCUGCCAAGCUGAUCUUGUUUAUGGUGACGACAUGGCCCAGUGUUCUCUCACACAGUAGUUCUCUGUGCCAGGCCAUACACACAGUCACCAAACUGAGAACACAAGAAGAGCUUCUUGACUGUCUUUCACCAUUCCUUGGUUGGGAAAAGAGUCCUCCCUGCGACAUUGACCAGCUGAUCUCCGGUACGCUGUCUGAAAUCCGGUCAGGGUCAAAUCUGCCUUUCACAAAGCACAGUCGGUACGGGGAUGACCUGGGGGCUGAGGCUUGGGAACAUGUCUUUGCACUUCACCUCCUUUGUACACACAAGAAGUGGAAGUGGACCUAUGAAAAUGUAUUGGGCAAGGAGUUGUGGCCAUUAAUGAACACAUGGGUGACACAGCCCAGAGAUCAACAAGCACCCGUCUCUGAUGGAACUGUCGCCACUGUGCUCCGACUCAUAGGACGCCUCGGUCAACUGGGAAUCAAAGAGAAGUGUGUUUCCUCUGUGUUAACUGUUGCCAGUGUCAUCAACACAUUUGGUAGUCACGGACAGAGUGAAGGUGUACCAUGGGAAGUCCAGUUAGCAGCUGUCUACUGCAUCUGUGACCUGUCUCCCUGCAACCCCAAACAAGCCCUGGACACUCUUGCAGAGUGGAGAGGAGAAACGUCUCAGAAUGUCCCUCCUGCUGUCACUAGCUACAUGAACCAGUUAGCCUCAAUCUGCAGACAGCUCACAAGCUGAGGGAGACACACAUGCAUGUCUGUGCCUAUGUUAAGACAGGGAGAAAGAUCCCAGUAUGCACCACAAUAUUAAUUUUAACCUGAAUAUCUCAAGAUAGAGCACAAAUGGGUUUUGUGCUCCUCCUAAUACAGGGUGUCUGAAGGUUCACAGUAACUCUUGAAUUAAAAGUUUCAUGCUUCUUAGACAUUUGCUUUUUUGUUUUUUAUGUGCACUUCUACUCUAAAAUGAAAAUGUUAGGUAAAUCUAUCUGUUCUCAGAUUUUGUAGCAAAUGCUCCCUCAAUUUUUCAUGUACAAGACACGUAAAAUAUGGUUUCCUGAAUUUUUUUAGCUGCCCCCAGUCUGUUACGAACGUGCUGGAAUAACUUCCUGCCUGUCCACUAUACUCAGGUAAUGCUGUAAAAUAUUGUAAAACAUGUACAUGUGUAUUCUGAUUUAACUGGUUGCUGUUGAAAAUGUUUCCUUAUUCAAGUGUUUGUAAAUAUAAGGUGUUAAAAGUUUGUAUUAAUGAAAAACACGGUUGCAACAAUAAAUGUUCUGUACAGUUUCAGAGGUUAUUUAUUUUUUCUAAAAUUAAAAUUUCUACAUGUUGAACAAAA
Molecule: messenger RNA, 5330 nt
Organism: Lates calcarifer (barramundi perch)
Lineage: Eukaryota; Metazoa; Chordata; Actinopteri; Centropomidae
Gene: ice1
Product: KIAA0947-like (H. sapiens)
Exons: 20
Coding region: 150-4733 (1527 amino acids)
Source: RefSeq, a predicted model, not a curated record